Messenger RNA from Bolinopsis microptera, 1843 nucleotides. Its product is annotated as galanin receptor 2b-like. The transcript is spliced from 4 exons. The record is from RefSeq and is a predicted model, not a curated record. Lineage: Eukaryota; Metazoa; Ctenophora; Tentaculata; Lobata; Bolinopsidae. Gene Ontology annotation, cellular component: plasma membrane. Bases 85 to 1209 code for a protein of 374 amino acids. Gene Ontology annotation, molecular function: G protein-coupled peptide receptor activity. Gene Ontology annotation, biological process: neuropeptide signaling pathway.
GGUUGCUGAAAUAUUACAUUGUGAUUGCGAUCUGCAGUAGAUUUAUCUAGCUGAUAUAGGCGGUGACGAACUGUGUUGGUCGGAAUGCUGGAGCAGAUAAGGCAACAGCACCCUCCUCAACUGACUUACUCUGAUGAGGAGCAAAUGGCAAUGGUUCCUGCGGUGUUUGACGCGAUAUUCGGGGUGAUGGCGAUGUUCUGCUUCCUGAUCGGGUGUUUAGGGAACGCGGUGUCCCUGGUCUACUUUCUGAAGUGUAAAGGAAAGCUGUUCAGGAUCACUCAGAUCCUCUACACCUACAUUGCCACAGUUGACCUACUAACGAGUAUCAUGAUGCUGCCAAUAGCCGCCUCCAGUCUCUCACAACGGAAACCUCUCCUCUACUCCAACUCUGUCUUCUGCAACAUACACGGCUUCCUGUGGAACAUCACCAGUCGGCUCAGUAUCUUCCUAGUGAUGAUCCUGAGUCUGACCCGGACUGCCUUCCUCACCAUGCCCUUCAAGAAGAUGAACAAACGAGCUGUACUGCUCUCUAUAGUCGUCUACUGUGUUAUACAGAUGGUGCAAGCUGCAAUUCCCUACAUGGCGCACGUGGUUUACUCCUACGAGGUGUACCACGUGAGAUGCACGUGGUACAUAUUCGACGUGACACCCAGCCUGACCAUCUCUCACCUCCUCCACGUGCUCCUGGUGGUGAUCCCUAUACUCCUCCCCAUCUUCCCCGUCAUGAUCUCCUGCAUCAUCUCCACACGGGCCAUGUUCAUGACGGUCAAAUCCCCCGCCGCACUCACCUCUCGCAACAACACCGUCCGGGGGAAACACAAGAGAAAAGCCACCGUCACCAUCAUCGCCAUCACCGUGGUGUACGUGGUUUUCAAUCUGCCGCCAAGCCUCACUGCUAUUGUCAUGCUGGUGGAUGAAAACCUCAUGAACUGGGACAGGUUUUACUUCUUCAGCAACUUCCAGGAGGUCCACUGCGUGGCCCUCAACGCCUGUCUCAACCCCAUCAUUUAUCUUAUCACGAUGAAUCAGAUGAAACUGUUUCUCAUCAGUGGCUUCGGAACCGCCAAAAAUCACAUCUCCGCCUACGUCAGCUCGGCCCUUCAUGAGAAUCAUCACAAUCCGAAUAAGAUUCCUCGUUCUAGGAUUCAGCUGGAUAACGAGGAGCAAAAUCAAAUGCAGGUGGAGGACCCAAGGAAAUCUUUUCCUUGAACUAUGAAAUUUCAAUAAUUUCGUGCCGUGCCCACAUUUGAGGGGUGAUAAAUUAGUAUCAAACAGAAUUCGCUUUCUGUAGUAAGCGACAGGACUAAACUAAAUCAGUGGUAAACUUUAGAGAUUCUGCUUAUACUAUUGCCAAUAGUAUUGGUUAUGAUGUAGAACAAUUUUAUUACGAGACAAGUUUAUUCUAAACUUGUGCUUAACGUUUGGAAACUCUGGAACCUAGGAUCAGUAAGCACCAGUAGUGACCCUAUUUCUGUUUUUAUUGUGUAAAUUCGUCGUUAUUAAGUGUAUCAAUAAUCAAUAUCUGUGGUAUGUAUAACGGAGUGUUUAUUAUCAAAAGCUCGCGAUUUGGUAAAAAUUGGCACAGCAAUGACGAGAUGUUUCAACCUUCGGUUAGACCACAUGGGCGGCCCUGUAGUCAACACUGUGUCCAUCGUGAAACAUCUACAAGCGAGAUGAAAUAAAUUUGAUAAUAUUUGUUAAGGAAUGUUUCAAUUCCCUGGUUUUGUUUAUUCAAUGUUUAAAUUUGUUCAAUGUUUAUUCAAUGUUUAUAAAAUAAAUUAUUUGUAUAAUAUUCAUGGCUGUAAAGGUGUAUUUAUGUUAUAAAAAUUUGUUCAUUUCAUUC